Molecule: messenger RNA, 566 nt
Organism: Pungitius pungitius (ninespine stickleback)
Lineage: Eukaryota; Metazoa; Chordata; Actinopteri; Perciformes; Gasterosteidae
Gene: lgals2b
Product: lectin, galactoside-binding, soluble, 2b
Exons: 4
Coding region: 16-456 (146 amino acids)
Molecular function (GO): carbohydrate binding; galactoside binding; laminin binding
Source: RefSeq, a predicted model, not a curated record
GAAACGGGAAAGCAAAUGGCCACAACUACAUGGAUGAAGAGCAAAACCAACCAGUCGAGAUUGAAAGUCCAGAACAUGACCUUCAAGGAGGGGCAGGAGUUCAAGGUCCGCAUCAAGCCCCAGGACUCGUGCAAUUCCUUCGCCAUCAACAUCGGCCACGACCCGGAGAACGUGGCGAUGCACUUCAACGCACGCUUCGACUGCAGCGGCGACACCAACACCAUCGUCUUCAACUCGCUGUCCGGGGGCAGCUGGGGCGACGAGAUCCGCGAUGGGAACUUCCCCUUCGUGCGCGGCGAGGAAUGCAAGUUCCACAUCAACUUCAACUACGACCAGUUCUACAUCAAGCUGCCCAACGGCUCCAUGCUCAACUUCCCCAACCGGCUGGGAGACGGAAAGUACCAGUACUUCGACGUGAGCGGGGACGCCCGGAUCGUCGGCAUCAAGAUCAAGUAGACGUCCUCCGCUGUGUCUCUGCGUUGCUGCAAUAGUGACUGUGUGUAACAGUGUGUUGUGCAGCUUUACACUAAAAGUCACACCAGCAGCGAGUGGUACCGAGAUGAAGU